Messenger RNA from Gossypium raimondii (Peruvian cotton), 798 nucleotides. RefSeq names its product tobamovirus multiplication protein 2B. Lineage: Eukaryota; Viridiplantae; Streptophyta; Magnoliopsida; Malvales; Malvaceae. The record is from RefSeq and is a predicted model, not a curated record. The coding region runs from base 56 to 475 and encodes 139 amino acids. The transcript has 5 exons.
AUAUUUUUUUGUGUUCUUUAGGCUUUGUUGUGAGGUUUCUGGUUUGUUGAAGAAAAUGGCAACAGCUGGAAGGGGAGGUCGAGCUGUGACGGGGACGAAUAGCAGAGAAGGAACAGCAAAAUCAACAGUGAAUGAACAGAUUUCCCAGGCCGUACUGUCCACCUCUAAUCUCCUUCAUCUCAUGCAACAGUCUUCUCCUUCUCGGACCCAAUUGAUGAAACUUCCUAAAAUUCUUUUGGCCAAAACUCCUACAAUAAAAAAUACAGGGCAGAUGUUAGAGCUGAUGCCUAGGGCUAUUUCAUCACUUGAUGCUCAUAUUGAUAAUGGAUUACAAAGUGUUCCACAUCUGAAAACGGUAAUUCAGUUACUAGAAAAUAUGGAAAGCAGCCAGCUUAGUUCUCUGUCUCAAGCACGUCUCUCACGAGCGGAAUCUCAGCAGGCACAUCAGCAUCCCGAGGUUGGAUCACCACCUUAAGUUCCUAGCCAUACUACUGUUCUCUCGGCCAUUAGUUUCUUUAAUCAGGUCAAACCUUCUUGUUCAUAGCUGAGAAAGAUUCUAAUCUGUAACUUUUGUAAACUGAGUUAGAGCAGUGUACAACUACUCUGGAGAACAUGUUCCUUGUACAUCUAUUCUCAUAAUACGUCUCAUUUUGCUGUCUGUUCUCAUUGAAUAUGAUAGAGAAUAAUUCCUCUCUGUUUUGCUUUCUCCGAAGACUGGAAACAUGUUUCUACUUGCUACCUUGUAAGGAUGCCCUCCGAUUUUUUAAAGUAAAAUGAGGUUCCCUAUCAUUCGUUCCA